Molecule: messenger RNA, 2889 nt
Organism: Anoplophora glabripennis (Asian longhorned beetle)
Lineage: Eukaryota; Metazoa; Arthropoda; Insecta; Coleoptera; Cerambycidae
Gene: IntS6
Product: integrator complex subunit 6
Exons: 15
Coding region: 94-2877 (927 amino acids)
Biological process (GO): snRNA 3'-end processing
Cellular component (GO): integrator complex
Source: RefSeq, a predicted model, not a curated record
UAGGUGUUGUAUAAAUUAUUACUUAUAUGUUAGUUAAGAUUAUGUUAUGCAUAUAGUUUUAAGAAAUUGUAAAAAUUGAUAGUUUAGUUCAAAAUGACUAUAAUUGUGUUCCUAAUAGAUACUUCGGCGUCUAUGUUACAAAGAACUUACAUAGGUGGUCGAACUACACUAUUAGACGUCGCCAAGUCUGCAGUAGAAACUUUUGUUAAAAUUAGGCAAAGAAGUAUAGAUAGUCGAAUUGAUAGAUACAUGUUGUUAACAUUCGAAGAAUCACCUAAUAAUAUCAAAGCAGGAUGGAAAGAAAAUUUAGCCACAUUUAUGAAUGAAUUAAAAAAUUUACAGGCCUAUUCAUUAACAACAAUGGGUGUAGCUGUAAAACAAGCUUUUGAUAUUUUAAAUAUCAACAGAAUGACUUCUGGAAUUGAUACCUAUGGGCAAGGAAGGUGUCCUUUUUUCUUAGAGACAGCUGUUAUUGUAUUAAUAACUGACGGUGGUAAACUGACUACAGUUGGAGGUGUACAAGAAGAAUUUAAUUUACCUAUGAAUUCUCCUAUACCUGGCUCUGAAAUGACUCGGGAACCAUUUCGAUGGGAUCAAAGAUUAUUUGCUUUAGUUUUAAGGCUAACAGGUACACCAGCUGUUGAAAGGGACACAGGCUUAGUUCCUAGUGAUAGUAGUCCUAUAGAUGCAAUGUGUGAAGUAACCGGUGGUCGUUCUUAUUGUAUUACUUCACAUCGGAUGUUAAAUCAGUGCAUUGAUAGUUUAGUUCAAAAGGUGCAAAAUGGUGUUGUGAUUAAUUUUGAAAAAAUUGGUCCUGAUCCUCCUCCUCCUCAGUUCGAAAAAGAAGAUGGCAAAGAAGAGGUAUUGAAAGAAGGGGAAUAUAAUGAAAGCAAUGAGAGAAUUGGAAUUCUAAAUGUUCCGAUAAAUACUUCUUGGUACAAUUGUCGAAAAAUGAUUUAUGUACCUAAAACAAAUAAAGCAUAUUGUGUCGGUUACUGGCCUAUUCCGGAGUCAUUUUGGCCUGAAGUAACAAUUUCAGUUUUACCGCCUCGAUCUGCACAUCCAAAUAUAAAAUUUGCUUGUUCAAAUUCUGAGCCGCUAGUUAUUGAAAAUUUACCUUUUGAUAAGUACGAGCUAGAACCGUCUCCACUAACGCAAUACAUUUUGUCCAGAAAGCAACCUAAAACUUGUUGGCAAGUAAGUGUAUUCGUUGCAAAUAGUUAUAAAAAUUCUGAAGUGGGACACCCAUUCGGUUAUCUGAAAGCCAGUACGAAUUUAACCUGCGUCAAUCUAUUUGUCAUGCCUUAUAAUUAUCCAGUUCUUCUUCCUUUAUUAGACGAACUUUUUAAGAUUCACAGAUGGAAACCAACUAAUGAAUGGCGAGCCCAAUUUCAAAAUUAUAUUAGGACGUUACCAGCUUACUAUGCGGUACCAUUGAGGAGAGCUUUAACCAAAAUGGGUACACCUGUGGCUUUGGCUCAAACUUUGAUACCUGAAAACUCUGAAAAUGGCCUAAGUUAUUCUGUUUCAAAUUAUUUGAAGAGAUUAAAAAAUCAGGCAAAAGUAGAAUAUGAUAAAAUGUGUAGUGAAAUUAUACAGAGACAAACAAAUAUGAAUGGUUUAAAAAUAAAUUUCAACAACCCUGAGCAAAUUAGAGUAAUUCCAAAAGUGACCUUAAAUAAAGAUUUGAUAAGUCACCCGCUGUUAGUCGAUAAAUUUGCUUCCCAUAGGGAUCAAAUUUUAGAGCAAGGUAAUAGUUGGACAUGUACGCUAGACAAGGAACGACAAAAUGUAAGCUUUAAAAAUCCGUUUGACAUACCCAGGCAUAAACUAAUUCAUCAAGUUAUUACAAUGAGGAAUAAUUUCUUACAACCAGACUGCACAACAUUAGACCAAGAUAGUGCCCAUUCACUGCCAAUAUCUCAGAUGGGCAAUUACCAGGAGUACCUCAAGAAACAAACUCCGCAACUGCGGGAGAUCGAAUCAACGCCAGUACGACAGCACAUGUUUGGAAAUCCAUUCAAAAUUGACAAGAGGAUGAUGGUCGAUGAAGCCGAUAUAGAUUUGGUAGGGUCUCCAACUGGGACAAACAGAAACAAUAAAAGACCAAAUCCCAGUGAUAAUUUAUCGCGCCUGCCCACUAAAAAGAAACCUGGUCCUCUUCCAAAGACAUUCAGGUAUACUAGGCCUAGCACCGAUUCAACACCUCUUCAAAGUCCUACAUCUUCACCGCUUCCGUCCCCUGUACCAUGGUUAAAUGCCAUUGAGAAAGAACUGCCAAGGUUUGAUGAACCUCCCAACUUAAUUGUUAAUGGUUUAGAAAGCCCUUCUGCGAGUCCUUUAAGUGAAAGGUCGAGAUCUCCUUCACCAACACAACAGUUUCAAGAAGUGCCAUCGUACGGUAUCAGUGACGUCAUCUAUAAUGUUCGGGCUAAUGCAAACAGUUUUACCUACAGUAUGUUGAACACCAUAGAACCUAACUCAUUAAAUGACUUUUAUCCGAGUCUUUCCGCACCCGACGAUAAACAAAUAUCUCAGAUACUUAAAGAAGCGAACAUAAAUCAUAAUAGUGUUUCGGUAAAUAAUCGUAAUAUAGAAGAGGGGGUAGUUAAGGUUGAAGCGGAAGAUGAAGAAGAUGAAAAGGAAAUUGAACAUCAGAACUUUGAAAUUAGGAAAAAUUUAAAUAGACUAGUGCGUAGACCGGGAAAAAAUUUUACAGAACUUUUCGGUACCAUAAAAACGUUGAAAGGUGAAGCCGAUAUUCAAGUGCAGGUAAUUAAACUGAUCAUUAAGGAGUCGCUGAGGUUCAAAAGACAUCAUCUAGCAAGUUUACUUGAGGAACACAUACAAAAUUUAUUGAAUAUUGAGAAUAAAUGAUUAACUUUUUUA